This is a messenger RNA of Manihot esculenta (cassava), 3172 nucleotides long. RefSeq lists its product as uncharacterized. The transcript has 11 exons. The coding region runs from base 157 to 2709 and encodes 850 amino acids. The record is from RefSeq and is a predicted model, not a curated record. Lineage: Eukaryota; Viridiplantae; Streptophyta; Magnoliopsida; Malpighiales; Euphorbiaceae.
UGGGACAGACGUCCUUCAUUUUGAUUGAAGAAACUUGAGACUCUUUUAAGCCCGAAAAAUCUCUCUGCCGCUACUGCUGCUUGCAUCUCUCCGCCCUGAGAAGUGGAUCGCUCUCAUUUCUCAGGCAAAUAGCCGGUCUGAUCUCUGAUCAGGAUAAUGAACUUUCUGCAUCGGUAUACUACCCAAAACGUGGUGACAGAACAAGUUCCUGUACAUGAACCUCCUGCAGACACUCGUUAUGCAUCAAAACCAUCAGCAACUUUGGAGGGUCUUAUAGCUGAAGAUCCAUUCAUCCAAUCUCCUACAGCAGAAGGUCAUAGUGGAGAGGCUUUGGUAAUUGGAGAUGAAAAUGGCACAGCUGGUGGUGUGAGCACAAAGAAUUACUCUUUUGUUGUGGAGAACCACUCAGACGUUUCUGAAGAAGAAGGAUGGAUCACCAUUCCACACGGGGAACUUCCUGAUGGUUGGAAUAGUGCUCCGGAUAUACAUUCAUUAUGCUCCCUGGAUCGGUCCUUCGUUUUUCCUGGUGAGCAAGUUCAUAUUUUGGCAUGUUUGUCAGCAUGUAAGCAGGAUAUAGAAAUUAUUACUCCAUUUAAAGUGGCUGCAGUGAUGUCUAAGAAUGGCAUGGGACAAAAACCUGAAAAGCAAAAUGGGAAUGUGAAAGAAGGAACAAAUUUGGUAUCUAGGGAAGGGGAAGUGAGUACUGAUGCUCAAGUUACGGACCAAAAUGGGAAUGAGCCAUCAAAAAGGGAGAUUGAUCUAAAAAAGGAUAUUUCUACCAGUGAAUCCAUUCUUAGAAUGGAAAAUCACAAAAGACAAACUGAAAUGUUAUUGCAAAGAUUUAGGAACUCUCACUUUUUUGUCAGGAUUGCUGAAUCUGGGGAGCUACUUUGGUCAAAAAAAGGUGCUCCUGCUCCAAAUUCCCCUGAACUGGAUGAUCAGAACUCCAGCGAAAAUGGAACCAAAGGAACUGCGAAUAACUUGUCCCGACUUGGUGCUCUUAUUGACAGAGGAGAUUUUGAUGCCCAUGUCUCUGGUGGAGCAGCCAGAAAUACUGUUAAAUGUUUCUCUCUCCCUAAUGGAGACAUAGUGGUACUUUUGCAAGUUAAUAUUGGUGUUAAUUUUAUGAGAGAUCCUGUCAUUGAGAUUCUUCAAUUUGAAAAAAAUCAUGAGAAAAAUCUGUCUGCUGAGAACAGGGACAAUUUAAAUGCCGAGAAUUAUGAUCCUUGUGGUGAAUUGUUAAAAUGGUUGCUUCCUUUGGAUAACACACUUCCUUCUCCACCACGAUCUCCUCCUCGUUUAGGUUCUGGUUCAGAAAUUGGUGGGGCUUCUCAAAAGUCUGCCGCUUCUGGUUCUCAGCUCUUCUCUCAUUUUAGAAGUUACUCCAUGUCGUCAUUGCCUCAAAAUACCAUACCACCUCCUCAACCUGUUAAAGUCCAAAGUUCUAAGCCCAACUUUGACAUUGGAGACUGGAGCCAAUACUCAUCUCAGAAGUUAUGGAAAAAUCAAAAAACAGGGGGUGAUAAUCUUCUAUCUUUCCGAGGUGUAUCGUUAGAGCGAGAGAGAUUUUCUGUUCGCUGUGGGUUGGAAGGAAUCUAUAUUCCAGGAAGGAAGUGGCGAAGGAAACUUGAAAUAAUUCAACCAGUAGAAAUCCAUUCUUUUGCUGCUGACUGCAAUACAGAUGACCUUCUCUGUGUCCAGAUAAAGAAUGUUUCUCCAAAAAGAAAUCCCGAAAUUGUGAUAUACAUAGAUGCUAUAACGAUUGUUUUUGAGGAGGCUUCAAAGGCUGGAUUACCUUCAUCAUUACCAAUUGCAUGCAUUGAAGCUGGAAAUGCCCACUAUUUACCAAAUCUAGCCCUCAGGAGGGGUGAAGAACACUCUUUUAUUCUUAAACCAGCAUGUUCUACCAUGCAGAAGAAGCUUAAAGUUCAUGGUGAAAGAAUAACCCCACCUUCAAGUUCUCGUCUUGCAUCAAAUAACAUUGAGGGAAGGAGGACUGUUUCAAAUGCUGAUCAGUAUGCAAUUAUGGUAUCUUGUCGAUGCAAUUACUCUGAAUCAAGGCUGUUUUUCAAGCAGCCAACUAGUUGGCGACCACGUAUCUUAAGGGAUCUUAUGAUAUCUGUCGCAUCGGAAGUGUCAGGACAAUCUUCUGGACCUAAUGAAAGAGCCUCUCAGCUUCCGGUUCAGGUCUUGACCCUUCAGGCAUCAAAUUUGACAUCUGAAGAUCUAACUAUGACAGUUCUCGCUCCUGCCUCAUUUACUUCUCCUCCUUCAGUGGGGUCCUUGAGUUCACCAAGAUCACCAAUAAAUCCAUUUGUUAGUUUGUCUGAAUCUACAGGUCAAGUAAAUGGGGAGAGACAUGGUGCUGUAAAACAGAGGCUGAGCUCUUUGCCUCCACCAGAGAAUCCAAAACAAAGUGGCAAUAUUGUUCACUCUGUUUCUUUUAAUGAGCAGUCUUCUCCAAUAUCUGAUGUCAUUUCUAGUAAUGAUUUGGGUUGCACACACCUGUGGCUCCAGAGUAGAGUACCAUUAGGAUGUGUUCCUGCCCAGUCGACAGCUACCAUCAAGCUUGAGCUACUUCCCUUGACAGAUGGCAUAAUUACACUGGACACAUUACAGAUUGAUGUUAAGGAGAAAGGUUUUACCUAUAUUCCUGAGCACUCACUAAAGAUAAACGCAACUUCGAGCAUUUCCACUGGGAUUGUUUAGGAUGGAUUUGGUGUAAUUUCUGUUUCUUACCACAUCUUAUCUUCAGCAAUGGAAAGGAAUUCAAAGGGCUGCCUAACACGAGACCUAGUUAUUUGUGUUCCUCGAUGUUGUGGGAAUGGUUAUGUUGAUUUGUUUAGGAAAGCUAUAGCCUCACCUCAUCUAGCGUAAAUCAUGAACUGGAGAAACAAUGGUUGUCAUAUAGCCUCGUAAUGGGAGAGAAAUAUACCCUUAAUAGAUUGAUUGAAUUGUGUGAAUUGUUUCAAUUUAAUAGUUCAACGGCUCGGCACAUAAUUCGUUACUGUUUGUGUAUUGUAUUGGCUAACUCUGUACACCCCCAUUUUUCCUAUUACACUUUUAGAUGCAAUCUGAAGGCCUUUUUGUUGUGUUUACCUAAAAUGGAUUACUAUCUGUAUUCCUCCAUACACUUUACUGCUCAUAAUAUAAAUGAUUUGUGUUCUGCUCU